CCCACCUAUCCGUUUCAGCCUCAUCUUCGGCCCCGCCCCCAGCUUCCGAGCCUGCUUCCCGGCUUCCGGUACCGCGCCACGUCUUCCGGUCCUCCCUACUGUCUUCCGGCCGGGUAUUUGAUGGCUGAGAUGGCCCACAGUUCGGCAGCUGCUUCCCAGCUCGGGAGGGUGGAGCUGGGCUUCGCAGAGGAGGCGCCGGCCUGGAGGCUGCGCAGCGAGCAGUUCCCCAGCAAGGUCGGGGGGCGGCCGGCGUGGCUGGGCGCGGCAGGGCUGCCAAAGCCCGACGCUCUGUCCUGUCCACGGUGCGGCCGGCCGCUCGCUUUCCUGCUGCAGGUGUAUGCACCGCUACCGGGCCGGGCCGACGCCUUCCACCGGAGCCUCUUCCUGUUCUGCUGCCGCGAGCCACCGUGCUGCUCUGGUCUUCGAGUUUUCAGGAACCAGUUACCCAGGAAAAAUGAGUUUUAUUCAUAUGAUCCGCCUUCUGAGAACCCUCCUGCAGAAGCAGGAGAAUCUUUGCAUCUCCAGCUUAAGUCUGGAGCUCAUCUCUGCAGGGUUUGUGGCUGUUUAGGCCCUAAAGCAUGUUCAAGAUGCCACCAGGCACAUUACUGCAGUAAGGAGCAUCAGACGCUGGACUGGAGAUUGGGACAUAAGCAGGCUUGUACACAGCUAGUUUCAGAUAAUUUGGACCAUACAUUUCCAGACCAUAACUUCCUUUUUCCAGAAUUUGAAAUUGUAAUAGAAACAGAAGAUGAGAUUCUACCUGAAGUUGUGGAUAAAGAUGACGACUCUGAGAUUAUAGGAAGUAUGGGUGAAACACUUGAAGAAGAACUAGAUUCUAUGGCAAGGCAUGAAUCUAGGGAGGAUCAAGUUUUCCAGAACUUUAAAACUCAGAUAGCCCUUGAACCAGAACAGAUUCUCCGGUAUGGCAGAGGUAUUGAACCCAUCUGGAUUUCUGGUGAAAAUAUACCUCAAGAAAAGGAUAUUCCAAACUGCCCCUGUGGCACCAAGAGAAUAUUUGAGUUCCAGGUCAUGCCACAGCUGCUGAACUACUUAAAGGCAGACAGAUUGGGCAAGAGUGUUGACUGGGGUGUCCUGGCUGUCUUCACCUGUGCUGAGAACUGUAGCUUGGGCACUGGCUACACAGAGGAAUUUGUGUGGAAGCAGGAUAUACCAGAGACACCUUGAAGAUAAACCUUAUGUCUUAUCACCUUAUUACUCAUAUCUCUUGUUCGAGAUGAGGCACAAAAAUACUGCUUGAGGCAUUAUUUCUAAUGUCUUUUAAUGUUGUUAAUACAACAAAACUAUUCAAUGACAGGAAAUUAAAAAAAACAUUUAAAAGUAAGUUUCUAUGUCCAUAGUGCAAGAUCAUUCUAAUGGACUAUAUGGACACCAAAUAAUGUCUCAGUGAACAUCAGGAUAUCAUUACUGAUAGUACUCAUGGUAUGUUGUUUUGUUUUUUUAGAAAUAUUCACAUAUGUUUAUGUACAUAGAAAUAAAUCUGGAAAGAUCUACUGGUUAUCUGUGAAUGGUGGGACCAAGUGACAUGAUCUUUUUAGUUAUAUUUACAUAUUUUUCUAUAAUAAAAAUAAGCUAUGUGCCUAUUGAACUAAAAACCAUUCACUCUUUUCCCCCUAAAUUGUUAAAGUGUUUAGUUAAAAUAAUCCAACCAGACCAUCUGAGUGAUGGCAGAAUGUGAAAAAGAUUAAACUUUGUUAGGUGAGUGAAUACGAUAAAUAAGAUACCCAGGAACUAAAGGAACGAUGCCAGAGAUGGCAAGAUUAGAGGAAAUGGCAGAUUACUGGGGAAAGAGAACUUGAUGAAGCCCUCUCUCAGAACUGGUCAUCUGGGACCUUUUUUAAAGACUGAAAGAUGAGGCUGUAGUAUGCUUGUAAUCCUGAAUUCUAAUUGGAUCUAUCAGUAUGAACUUGUGAAAUAUUUUACCUUGAAAAGCAAAGCAUUAAGCCAGUCAGUCACAUGCCAGUAAUCCUCGCUACUCAGGAUGUGAAGCGACCUGAAAAUCACUAGUCAAAGCCAGCCCAGGAAGGAAAGUCUAUUAAAUUCUUACACCCAAUUGACAAAAAAACA
Molecule: messenger RNA, 2085 nt
Organism: Perognathus longimembris pacificus (Pacific pocket mouse)
Lineage: Eukaryota; Metazoa; Chordata; Mammalia; Rodentia; Heteromyidae
Product: programmed cell death protein 2
Exons: 6
Coding region: 121-1185 (354 amino acids)
Cellular component (GO): cytoplasm; nucleus
Source: RefSeq, a predicted model, not a curated record